CGCUAAUAGUUAUCUGUUGUUUAGAGCAUGCCAUUUGUCAUCGGGACCACUUUUCCACAUGUGAGGAAGCAGACGUUAUGUGAUGAAGGUCACACAAUGGUCCUGGAUGAUCAGAGGGUAAGACGUUGCCCUCUCCGCUGCCUCACUCAGCACCCCGACUUCUGAAAAAGCAGGGCCUUGUGGUGUGUGAACGAUGGGAAGGAUGCACUGCGCUCAUUGCCCGCAAAACCUAUACCAGUGAGGGUCUGCACCCAGUAGGCAUUCACGUAAUACUUUUGAUUUAGGUUUCCCAACGUCCAUUUUGUUGUUUGAUGUAGUACUGAUGAUACCAAGUUUAUUUGACUUCCAUACAGUUUUGACUCCUUUCUCUUUGCAGAGAGAUGGAAAAAGUAGAUCAAUGUUUAAUCCUCCCUCUACGCACAGGAAGUAUCAGUAUCUUUCGAUGAGGACACAGAGAUUCAGGGAAGUUAAGUAACUCACGUAAAGCCACCUGCAGCUACUAAACGGCAGCGGGGGAUCCGAGCCACAUCUGCUUAACUCCAGGGUGCAUGCUGGACCAUCUUUAGCUGGUCACAGAACGACCUGGAGAAAAGGAAACCCCUCAGGCAAGACGUAUGGGUGGAGUUAGACGUCCAGCUUCAGGAUCCCUACUUCCUUGAGUAACCUGUGUAACCUUAGCAAGUCUGGGCUUCAGUUUACUCAUCUGUAAACUAUCCACGAAUAAUUGUCCCUGUCUUACAGGAUUGUUGGGAGAAUUAAGUAGGUAAAGCAUAGCACAUGUAACAAUAUAUAAGUGUUAGCUUUAUUACUGUUACAUGUAACGGGACUCUCUUGAAGCUCCAACAGCCAGGAACAAUACAUUCAGGCCUGCAGCUUCACACCUCCAGGGGGCACCAUUUCCCUUAUAUUCUAUGCUGUCAUACGUUUUAUAUACAUUUCUACAAAUGAUACCCCUGAGAGUUAUGCAGUGUGGCAAUUCUGAAUAGAUGCCACAUUCCAAAGACAGACGGAAGUUCCCAUAUCAUGCAGCAUUUGCAAAAGGGAAAUCUGAAAUCUGCUUUUUGGUCCUUUAGCCAUUCCCUACCUAAUAUGUAUGAGAGGAUUGAAGGUAUAAGAAAAAGGUCUCUCUGAAGAGAACCGUUGACACCCUAUGGCAUUUUUCCUCUCUCAAGAGUGAAAGUAUUUUUCCGGGCACUACUCAGAGACCUUUUCAUCUCUGGGGUUUGGGAAGCAUAAGGCAUGCUGUGAGAAGAUGUGGCAGGAAAGGACAAAGCGGAAGACCAGGCUGCUGAGGGAGCGGGCCACAUUUCUAACACCCGAGGCAGAAACACAUAAGAUUUUUCUCCCAAGGGCCAACCGGACCUCUGGGAAUAGACUUGAAGCUAUCUUUAAAGGCAAUGUGCUCAAGAGAGCUGCCUGGAGAAGCUAAAAGACACAGCAGAGGGACUCCCAAAGAACCCUGUUGUACAUGCCUUCUAACCAGAAGGGAGAGAUCACCUGCCUUAUGUGAGUUAGACCUGGAAGAUACCAGCAAAAGAAUCUCCAGAACACCUGCAGAAAGUACCCCCUCCGAGAAAAAAAUCAGAAAGCACCAGAACCAGAUCACUAUGACACCAGCCGGAUGGAGAUGUCAAGUACAAAUCAUAAAAUGGAUACAAAGAAGCCUAAAGCAUUUGGACCUAGAUUGGAUCAGGGAGGACUGCGUAUAUCAAAUGAAGAAGAUUGGUUUAAUACGUCUAGAGGCAACCGAAAACAUGGUGCAUCCUUUAUCAUCACCAAAGCAAUUAGAGAUCGUUUAUUAUUUUUACGCCAAUACAUCUGGUACAGCCCUGUGCCUUUUUUGCUCCCUGAUGGACUGGUUCGCUUGGUUAAUAAACAGAUACAUUGGCAUUUGGUACUUGCAAGCAAUGGAAAAAUUUUGGCUGCUGUUCAAGAUCAGUGUGUGGAGAUCAGGUCCGCAAAAGAUGAUUUUACAUCCAUUAUUGGGAAAUGUCAAGUUCCAAAAGACCCAAAACCCCAGUGGAGACGUGUAGCAUGGAGUUACGAUUGUACCCUGCUGGCCUACGCUGAAAGUACGGGAACCGUGAGGGUGUUUGAUCUCAUGGGAAGCGAACUCUUUGUUAUUACCCCGGCAUCCAGUUUAGCAGGUGAUUUGAGCUGUGCCAUUGCUGGGUUGAUAUUUUUAGAAUAUAAAGCCAGUGCACAGUGGUCUGCAGAACUCCUGGUCAUCAAUUACCGAGGAGAACUUAAAAGUUACCUUGUAAGUGUUGGAACAAAUCAGAGCUAUCAAGAGAGUCACUGUUUCAGCUUCAGUAGUCAUUAUCCUCACGGAAUCAACACAGCUAUUUACCAUCCUGGUCACAGACUUUUACUGGUUGGUGGAUGCGAAACUGCUGAAGUGGGCAUAUCCAAAGCGUCUAGCUAUGGCCUAUCUGCCUGGAGAGUUCUUUCAGGAUCGCCUUAUUAUAAGCAGGUUACUAAUGGUGGAGACAGGGUCACUGCAGUACCGAAGACCCUGGGAUUGUUAAGGAUGUUAAGUGUCAAGUUUUAUAGUCGCCCGGGACAAGAACAGGAUGGGAUCUUUAAGAUGAGCCUCUCUCCAGAUGGGACCCUCCUUGCUGCCAUUCAUUUCUCAGGGAAACUAAGCAUCUGGGCCAUUCCGUCUCUGAAGCAGCAAGGGGAAUGGAAUCAAAAUGAGCAGCCAGGCUAUGACGACCUUAAUCCUGACUGGAGGCUCUCUCCUGAGAAGAGAAAAAAAAUCAAAGAUAAAGAGUCCUUUUACCCACUGAUUGAUGUAAAUUGGUGGGCAGCCGGUGCAGUGACUUUGGCUCGCUGUUCUGGUGCUUUGACGGUUUCGUCGGUGAAAACUUUGAAGAAUUUACUGGGAAAAUCCUGUGAGUGGUUUGAACCAUCACCUCAAGUCACUGCUACCCAUGAUGGAGGAUUCUUAAGUUUGGAGUGUGAGAUUAAACUUGCUCCCAAACGAUCUCGUUUGGAGACUAGGGGUGGAGACGAAGAUGAAGGUGAAGAGGAUUCGGAUUCCGAUCAGGAAAUAUCCGCGAAGGCUCGCUACUUCGGCUACAUAAAGCAGGGCCUGUACCUGGUGACGGAGAUGGAGCGAUUUGCACCUCCACGGAAACGCCCGCGAACCAUUACUAAAAACUACCGCCUCGUGAGUUUGCGCUCCACGACUCCAGAAGAGCUUUAUCAGAGAAAGAUUGAAAGUGAAGAAUAUGAGGAAGCCUUGUCUCUGGCUCAGACGUACGGCCUGGACACUGACCUAGUGUAUCAGAGACAGUGGAGGAAGUCCGCGGUCAACAUUGCUUCCAUUCAGAGUUACUUGAGUAAAAUAAAGAAACGAUCUUGGGUUCUUCAUGAGUGUUUGGAAAGGGUUCCCGAAAAUGUGGACGCUGCAAAGGAACUGCUUCAGUAUGGAUUGAAAGGCACGGACCUGGAGGCCCUGGUGGCGAUAGGGAAAGGAGCAGAUGAUGGCAGAUUCACAUUACCUGGUGAAGUAGACAUUGACAGUCUCCCCUAUGAAGAGCUUUCACCACCUGAUGAAGAGUCUGCCAAGAAUAAGAAGGAGAAGGAGAUGAAGAGGAGACAGGAACUACUUAAAUUAGUAAACUUUUCGAAGUUAACACUGGAGCAAAAGGAACUUUGCCGUUGUCGACUGAAAUUAUUAACCUACUUAGAUCGGCUUGCAACAUACGAGGAAAUCCUGGGAGUACCUCAUGCCUCUGAACAGAGAUAUGAUGCUGAAUUCUUUAAGAAGUUCAGGAAUCAGAAUAUUGUUCUCUCAGCAAGAACUUAUGCUCGGGAAAGUAAUGUACAAGCCCUAGAAAUUCUGUUCACUUAUCAUGGAUCAGACCUGCUUCCUCAUCGCCUCGCGAUUCUCUCCAACUUCCCAGAGACCACUUCUCCACAUGAAUAUUCUGUCUUGCUGCCUGAAGCUUGUUAUAACGGAGACUCCUUGGUGCUCAUUCCCUGGCGUGAACACAAACACCGGGAGAAAGAUUGGUGUGAGGAGCCGGAGCGCAGAGAAAACCAGGUUUCUGAAUUUAUAUUUGAGUCAGAAUCGCCUGGAGGUGUUUCACCUGAACGAGGCCUGGCCGGCCAUCACAGAAUGGUGGUCGAGCCGCGUCUGCAAGAUGAAAGUGAAUUCUUGUAUGCCGCACAGCCUGAGUUGCUGAGGUACAGGACGCCGCCGCUCACGGUAGAGAAGGUUGUGGACUGGUAUCAGACAAGAGCAGAGGAAAUAGAGCAUUAUGCUCGACAGGUCGACUGUGCAUUGUCACUCAUUCGACUCGGAAUGGAGCGGAACAUUCCCGGUUUGCUGGUUCUCUGUGAUAAUUUGGUUACCCUGGAAGCCUUGGUUUAUGAAGCCGGGUGCGAUUUAACCCUAACCUUGAAAGAACUCCAGCAGAUGAAAGACAUUGAAAAACUAAGAUUGCUGAUGAGUAGUUGUUCUGAGGACAAGUAUGUGACAAGUGCCUACCAGUGGAUGGUUCCCUUCCUUCAUCGUUGUGAGAAACAGUCUCCUGGUGUGGCUAAUGAGCUAUUAAAAGAAUAUUUAGUAACUUUAGCUAAAGGGGACUUAAAAUUUCCCCUGAAGAUAUUUCAGCACUCCAAACCAGAUCUGCAACAAAAAAUUAUUCCUGAUCAGGACCAACUGAUGGCAGUCGCUCUAGAGUGUAUCUACAACUGUGAACGAAAUGACCAGCUGUCCCUUUGUUAUGACAUAUUAGAAUGUCUUCCACAAAGAGGAUACGGUCCUAAAACCGAGGCAACCGCAGCUCUUCAUGAUAUGGUUGACCAACUGGAACAAAUUCUCAGUGUGUCAGAGCUUUUGGAGAAACACGGACUUGAGAAACCGAUUUCGUUUGUUAAGAACACUCAGUCUAGUUCAGAAGAGGCACGCGCGCUGAUGGUCAGAUUGACCAGGCAUACUGGUCGGAAGCAGCCUCCCGUCAGUGAGUCUCAUUGGAGAAUGUUGUUGCAGGACAUGUUAACUAUGCAGCAGAAUGUUUACACCUGCCUGGAUUCUGAUGCUUGCUAUGAGAUAUUUACAGAAAGCCUUUUGUGUUCCAGUCGCCUUGAAAACAUCCACUUAGCUGGUCACAUGAUGCACUGCAGUGCUUGUUCGGUAAAUCCGCCGGCUAGCGCGGCCCGUAAAGGAAAGACCCAGUGCAGAGUCAGUUAUGAAAGAAGUAUUGACUUGGUUUUGGCCGCCAGCAGAGAGUACUUUAACGCUUCUACCAGCCUCACUGAUAGCUGCAUGGAUCUGGCCAGGUGCUGCUUACAGCUGAUAACAGAUAGACCUGUGGCCAUUCAAGAGGAGCUUGAUCUUAUCCAAGCCCUUGGAUGUCUUGAAGAAUUUGGGGUAAAGAUCCUGCCUUUGCAAGUAUGUCUCUCUUCCUUAGUGCGACUGUGCUCUGAUCGGAUCGGCCUCAUCAAGGAGUGUAUCUGCCAAUCCCCCACGUGCUACAGACAGUCUGCCAAGCUUCUGGGCCUUGCUGACUUGCUGAGGGUAGCAGGUGAAGACCCAGAAGAAAGGCGUGGACAAGUUCUGAUCCUUCUAGUGGAACAAGCACUUCGUUUCCAUGACUACAAAGCAGCCAAUGUGCAUUGUCAGGAGCUGAUGGCCACAGGUUAUUCUAAGAGUUGGGAUGUUUGUAGCCAGUUAGGACAAUCAGAAAAUUACCAGGACUUGGCCACGCGUCAGGAGCUCAUGGCCUUUGCUUUGACACAUUGCCCUCCUGGCAGCAUUGAACUUCUUCUGGCAGCGAGCAGCAGUCUGCAGACAGAAAUUCUUUAUCAAAAAGUGAAUGUCCAGAUCCAUCCAGAAGGAGGAGAGAGUAUCAGUGUUUCACCGUUAAUUAGUAAAGCGCUCCACGAGGGUGAAGCCAGCGUUCCUGGCAGCAACACAGACCUGUUCCACUGGGGCACCGCGGCCACCAUGAAAGUCCUGUCCAGCACCACGACUACCACCAAGGCCGUGCUGCAGGCCGUGAGUGAUGGGCAGUGGUGGAAGAAGUCUUUAACUUACCUUCGGCCACUUCAAGGGCGAGAGUUUGGCGGUGCUUAUCCAACGGGAACCAUAGCCAAUGAAGGGCUAGAAAGACAAGGCUACCAUCCGUUUUAUGAAUCUGUCCUCUCCGAUCCCUUUGUCACAGAGUCUGCAGUGACCUGUGACCCGUAUCAGCACGUUCCAGUAGAAAGCUUUGCAGAAGUAUUGCUAAGAACUGGAAAACUGGCUGAGACGAAAACUGAAGGGGAGGAGGUAUUUCCAACAACAGAAGUUCUCCUGCAGCUGGCAAGUGAUGCUUUACCAAGUGACAUGACCUUGGCUCUGGCGUACCUCCUGGCCUUACCACAGGUGUUAGAUGCUAACAAGUGCUUUGAAAAGCAGGCCCACUCUGCUUUAUCUCUCCAGCUGGCAGCAUAUUACUAUAGCCUCCAGAUCUAUGCCCGACUGGCUCCAUGUUUCAGGGACAAGUGCCAUCCUCUUUACAGGGCUGAUCCCAAGGAGCUCAUCAAGAUGGUCACCAGGCAUGUGACUCGAUACGGACACGACGCCUGGCCAGAGGACCUGGUUUCACUGACCAAGCAGUUACACUACUACAACGAACGUCUCCUGGAUUUCACGCAGGCCCAGAUCCUUCAGGGCCUCCGGAAGGGUGUGGAUGUACAGCGGUUUACGGCAGAUGACCAGUAUAAAAGGGAAACUAUCCUUGGUUUGGCAGAAACACUUGAGGAGAACGUCUACAGCAUUGCCCUUUCGCUGGCGCAGCGUUACAGUGUCUCCCGCUGGGAAGUUCUCAUGACGCAUUUGGAGUUCCUGUUCACGGACAGCGGUUUGUCCACAGUAGAAAUUGAAAAUCGAGCCCAAGCCCUUCAUCUCUUUGAGACUUUGAAGACUGAUCCUGAAGCCUUUCACAAGCACAUGGUCAAGUAUAUUUACCCCGCUAUAGGUGGCUUUGAUCACGAAAGGUUGCUAUAUUAUUUCUCUCUUCUGGAAAGCUGUGGCUGUGCAGAUUUGGCGCAAUAUGCCAUUAAGCCAGAAACGCACAUUCGGCUGCUGAAGAAAUUUAAGGUCGUUGCUGCAGGUCUUAAUUACAAAAAGCUGACCGAUGACAGCACAAAUCCUCUUGAAGCCCUGGAGCCAGUUCUUUCAAGUCAAAAUAUCUUAUCUAUUUCCAAACUUGUUCCCAAAAUCCCCGCAAAGGAUGGACACAUGCUUUCCCCGAGCUCUCUGUACGCCAUCUGGCUGCAGAAGCUGUUCUGGACUGGAGACCCGCACCUCAUUAAACAAGUCCCGGAGUCCUCCCCCGAGUGGCUCCGCGCCUAUGACGUCUGCGUGAAGUACUUCGAUCGCCUCCACCCGGGCGACCUCCUCGCGGUGGUGGAUGCCAUUACAUUUUCUCCGAAAGCUGUGACCAAGCUGUCUGUGGAAGCACGCAAAGAGAUGACUAGAAAGGCUGUCCAGGCAGUCCAGCAUUUUAUUGAGAAGCCGCGGAAAAGAAGUUCAGAAGACGACAUUCAAGAAGCUAGUGACUCUAAAAUCACCUAUGCGGAUGCCCGGGGCCAUCUGGAGAAAUCACUUGCUCACCUGGAAACCCUCGACCACAGCUUCCUUGUUUCUCUGAGGAAUAGUGAGCAGGAAGCGCUGCAGAAAUACAGCCGCCUGUAUGAUCUGUCCCGAUCAGAAAAGGGGAAAGUUCACGAUCAAGCUGUGGCCAUGUGUCUAGAUGGCCUGCCUCUGAGAAUGAUCCAGAAGCUGCUGCAGGUGGCCGUGGGCCCUCUCGACAUCUCGCCCAAGGACGUAGUGCAGAAUGCAGUGAGGAGAAUAGUUUCUGCCCUGAGCGGAGGCAGCGCUGAGCUCGGUGGGCCCAGGGACCCCCUCCAGGUCCUGGAAGGUGUUGUCGCAGCCGUCCACGCCAGCGUGGACAAGGGGGAAGACCUGGUUUCCUCUGAGGACCUGCUGUUGUGGCUGCGGCCUUUCUGUGCUGAUGACACCUGGCCCGUGAGGCCCCGCAUUCAGGUGCUGCAGAUUUUGGGACAGUCAUUUAACCUGACUGAGGAGGAUGGCAAGCUCCUUGUGUUCUUUCGAACGGAAGCCAUUCUCAAAGCCGCUUGGCCCCAGAGACAGGUGGACAUAGCUGACGUCGAGAAUGAAGAAAACCGCUAUUCUCUCUUCGUGGAGCUCCUGGAAUGUAGCCACCAGGAGGUUGAAUUUCAGCACUUGGUUUUGCUCCUGCAAGCUUGGCCGCCUAUGAAACACGACCACGUGUCCAGCAUAACCAGCAAUCCGUGGGUGAGACUGGCAACAGCGAUGCUGACCAGGUGCACAUCGGAGAACAAGGACGGACUGGGGAAUGAGGUUUUGAGAAUGUGCCGCUCUUUAUAUGACACCAAGCAGAUGCUCCCCACAGAGGGUGUGAGGGCGCUGAGCUCACUGCUGCUCAGCCAGUCCCUGCCGCUCCCAGCCCUGAAGCUUCUCCUCGAGAGCCAGGACGACGGCCUUCACGCCACGGCGCUGGAGCACAUCACCGCCUUUGUCCAGGUGAAUGACUCCAACUGCGACCAAGAACUUCUUUCCCUGCUCCUGGACGCCAGGCUGCUGGCCAAGUGCAUCUCUACUCCCUUCUACCCGCGAAUCAUCGAGCACCUCUUGGCCAGCCCGCAGCAGGGGCCCUGGGAUGCGGAGGGGCUGGCCAGACACCUGCGGGAGGCCGGCCACGGAGCCGAAGCUGGGUCGCUCCUUCUGGCCCUGCGGGGAACGCACCGGGCCUUGCGAACCUUCAACGCGGCGCUCAGCGCGGGAGAGCACUGGGUGUGAGUCCGGUCUGGGCCUGCGUGGUCGAGGUUUCUCAGCCACCCGGUGGGAAGGAACCCCAAAGCCAAAUGCUGUUCCAUGGGCCACGGGUGCACCUGCUGAUCGUUCUCAGUGGUUCCAAAAAUGCAAAUAAAGCUGUAUAUAAGUGA
This is a messenger RNA of Felis catus (domestic cat), 8988 nucleotides long. It is a transcript of the gene NBAS, whose product is annotated as NBAS subunit of NRZ tethering complex. NCBI's taxonomy places the organism in Eukaryota, Metazoa, Chordata, Mammalia, Carnivora, Felidae. The record is from RefSeq and is a predicted model, not a curated record. Gene Ontology annotation, biological process: retrograde vesicle-mediated transport, Golgi to endoplasmic reticulum. The transcript has 54 exons. Gene Ontology annotation, cellular component: endoplasmic reticulum membrane; Dsl1/NZR complex. Gene Ontology annotation, molecular function: SNARE binding. Bases 1622 to 8842 code for a protein of 2406 amino acids.